AUGGCGCCGACACCCAGAAAGUCGACACGCGCAGCAGCGACGCGCCGAAAAGCGCCCAUUGCCGACGAUUCAGACGAGGAGGAGAACAAGACAGUUGCGUCUGGAGUGAAGGAGGAAGAAGAUGACGAGGCAGAGCCCGCACCAACACCCGCGCCGCUCAAGACAGGACGGGGUCGCGGUCGCCCACGCAAAGCCGCAGCUCCAGUUGCAGACGAGAAUGCAACGCCCAAGCCCGCGACGCGGCGACGGCCACGCGCUACCGAGUCCACGUCCACGGCUGCUCCCGAGAGAAGUGCCCGUCUGUGCUCGCCGGCCAAGGUUGUUCCUCAGAAGCGUGGGCGAAAACCUCGCUCGUCGGUUGCCCCACAGGUCGCUGAGCCGGCGUCAGUCGCCAAUGAAGAGACGUCAGCCGUGAGCGAAGAGGCAUCAGAGCAGGAACCCGCGGAAGAGUCGAGUGCGUCUGUUGCAGACACAGCACACGACACCGAAGACGAGCAGACAGUCGUCGCAGAGCCGCUGCCCAAAUCAGAACCAGUCCCCGAGCCCCUCGCCGACAUCACACAAGUCGUUGUGAACGCGCCAGAAGCGACAGCAAAACCCGAACCUAAACCCGAAGCGUCACAGCCAGACAUGUUUCAACCGAUCAGCUCUCAGCACACUGUAUUGGAAAGGCCCAUGGAUAUUGUUGCAAAGAGACGGGCAGCUGCGGUGCCAUUGCAAGGCCCUGAGCCUCCAAAACAGCGCACAGUCAUCACAUGGCUGGUCCUGACCAACUUCAAGAGCUACGCGGGGCGGCAAGAAGUGGGCCCGUUCCACGCAUCUUUCUCCUCUGUCGUGGGACCAAACGGUUCGGGCAAGUCCAACGUCAUCGACUCGUUGCUCUUCGUCUUUGGGUUUCGCGCGAGCAAGAUGAGACAGGGCAAGAUCUCCGCCCUCAUCCACAACUCGGCUGCAUUUCCGGACCUGGAAUACUGUGAAGUCGAAGUUCACUUCCAGGAAGUCAAGGAUCUCCCAGGUGGUGCGCACGAGGUGCUUCCGGAAACACAGCUGGUCAUCUCCCGACGUGCUUUCAAGAACAACUCCAGCAAGUACUACAUCAACAAAAAAGAGUCCACCUUUACAGUCGUGACUACACUGCUGCGAGAGCGUGGAGUCGAUCUGGAUCAUAAGCGUUUCCUCAUCCUCCAGGGCGAAGUCGAGUCGAUUGCGCAAAUGAAGCCCAAAGCCCUUACUGAACACGACGACGGUCUUCUUGAGUACUUGGAAGAUAUCAUUGGUACCUCAAAGUACAAGACGCCUAUCGAGGAAUCUGCAGCUGAGGUGGACGUCCUGAACGAGACUUGCAUGGAGAAGAACAACCGGGUACAGCAUGUCGAAAAGGAGAAGAGUAGUCUGGAAGAGAAAAAGGACAAGGCUCUAUCCUACAUUCGGGAAGAAAACGAUCUUGCCGCCAAGCGAGCGACUCUCUACCAGAUCAACAUCUCCAACUUGGACGAUCAUAUUCAAGUCACCCAGGAAUCAGUGGAUCAAAUGCAGGCUCAACUCAACGAAGAACUUCAGAAACACCAGGGCAGUGAAGAAGAGAUCAAGCAGCUAGAGCGUCAUCACAAGAAGGUGGCAAAAGAGUGGGAGCAGGUGGAGAAGACGAGUCAGGAACUCCAGAAGGAGGUUGCGCGCAUUGACAAAGAAACAGUCAAGUUUGAGGAGAAGAAGAAGUUCUUGACUGGCAAGCAGAAGAAGCUCGAGAAGACUCAGGAAACGAGCAGCUAUGGCAGAGCCGAGUCGGAAACCCUCGCAAAGCAGUACACUGCCGAUCUGGAGCGCUACGCAGAGGAGAUUGAUGAGCUAGAAGACAGCAUGAAAGUCGAAGAGAAGGAGCUUGAAACUGUCCGCCUAAGCUUGGCAGGAAAAACUCAAGGCCUUUCAGACGAAAUCGCGGCCAAGCAGAAGUCCCUGGAACCCUGGACUGCCAAGAUCAACGAGAAGAAGUCUGCCAUGGCAGUUGCACAGAGCGAACUCGACAUCCUUCGUGAGAGGGAGAACGCGGGUACGAAGGGUAUCGCCGAUGUAGAGGCCAAGAUUGAGGCAUACCAGGAGGCCAAGGAGAACAAGGCUGCCGAGCUUCAAGACUGCAAGGCCGAGAAGAAGCGGAUCGAGAAGGAGGCCCAGAAGAUGCAAGCCGUCAUCGAGAAUCUAGCUCAAGAGGAGCCCGCAUUGAGGUCAAAGCUAUCUGGCGCGAGGGCCAAGGCUGAUGAAGCCCGUGCUAGUCUUUCUGCUACACAGACACAAGGUAACGUCCUCGCUGGCCUCAUGCGUCUGAAGGAGUCCGGUCGAAUUGAUGGUUUCUACGGCCGUCUAGGCAAUCUAGGCACUAUCGAUCAGGUAUACGACGUAGCAAUCUCCACAGCUUGCCCACAGUUGGAUAACAUGGUCGUGGACUCUGUAGAAUCUGGUCAACAGUGCAUUGAGCAUCUCCGGAAGAACAAUCUCGGUCGCGCUAACUUCAUUCUCCUGGACCGCCUCGCAAAGCGAGACAUGUCGGAGGUCCAGACACCUGAGGGUGUUCCUCGCCUUUUCGAUCUCGUCAAGCCGAAACAGGACAGUCUCAAGCCUGCCUUCUUUCAUGUGCUCCAAAACACGCUCGUUGCGGAAAACCUGGACCAAGCAGAACGCAUCGCUUAUGGCGCAAAACGAUGGCGCGUUGUUACCCUGGAUGGCAAACUCAUCGAUACAGCCGGUACCAUGAGUGGUGGUGGAAGUCGUGUCGUCAAGGGAAAGAUGUCGUCGAAGCUGGCAUCCAACAUCUCCGGUGGUCUAGUCACCCAACUUGAGCAGGAUCGAGACACGCUUGAACAGACUUUUGCUGAGCGCCAGCAAGAGCAACAAGAGCUCGAAACUGCGCUGCGGGGUCUAAAUCAGCAAAUACCUGAACUUGGUACGAAAGCGCAGAAGAUUGCCCUCGAGUUGGAGAGCUUCGAUCGUAACAUCGCGGAUGGUCAACGUCGGAUUAAGGAACUGGGCACUGAGCAAACUUUAACAAAGUCAGACAAGGGACGCACUUCCUCGCUGGAGAAGAGCAUUGCUUCGAUGGAGAAGGAAAUCGCCAAACUCAGUGCUGAGACCGAGGAUAUCAUGGAAAUUGGUGGUGUCAAACUCCGAAGUCAGAAAGCCAAGUCUUCUAACGCUGAGGUGGCAAAAUCGAAGGAAGAAAAACAGCGCGCCAAACAUGAGAAGGCUUAUAAUGACGCGAUCAAGGAGGUCGAAGCGGACAUGGAGUCCCAAGAACACGAUGCUUCCGGUCUCCGGCAACAAGCCGAAGAAGCGCAGGAGGCUCUCGAGACCAGAAAAGAUGAGCUCCAAGCCGUCAAGAAAGAGCUCGACGAGAAAACCACCGAGCUAAACGAAACCCGCGCCAUCGAAAUCGAAAUGCGCGUCCAGCUCGAAGAAGGGCAAAAGGGCCUCGCAGUGUACCAGAAAAAGCAGGCCGAAUACCAGGACAGAUUGAGUAAACUCUCACACCAAAACGUCACCGACUUGGGCGAAGAACAAGAAUCCGACUCCGGCCUCCCAACCUACACCAAAGAUGAGCUCUUAGACAUGGACAAAUCGCAACUAAAAGCCGAAAUCGCCGCUCUGGAGAAGAAGAACGAAAACACCCCCGUCGACCUCUCAGUGCUGGCCGAAUACCGCAAACGCGUCGAAGAACACGCAUCGCGCUCCUCAGACCUCGCCAGCGCAGUCGCCACGCGCGACGCCGCAAAACGCAAGUGCGACGAGCUACGCCGCCUCCGCCUCGAAGGCUUCAUGGAGGGUUUCGGCAUCAUCACAGCGCGGCUGAAGGAAAUGUACCAAAUGAUCACCAUGGGCGGCAACGCGGAGCUCGAGCUCGUCGACUCGCUCGACCCCUUCAGCGAGGGCAUCAUGUUCAGCGUCAUGCCGCCCAAGAAGAGCUGGAAAAACAUCUCCAACUUGUCGGGCGGCGAGAAAACGCUCUCCUCCCUCGCCCUCGUCUUCGCUCUGCACCACUACAAGCCCACGCCCUUGUACGUCAUGGAUGAGAUUGAUGCCGCGCUUGACUUUCGCAAUGUCAGUAUUGUUGCGAGCUAUAUCAAGGAGCGCACAAGGAAUGCGCAGUUCAUCGUCAUUUCGCUGCGCAACAAUAUGUUCGAGUUGGCGUCCAGGCUCGUCGGCGUAUACAAGGUUAAUCACAUGACAAAAAGCGUCACAAUCGAAAACAAAGACUACAUUACCGCACGCGCGUAGCCGUAGUGCAAUCGUGAAGGCGCGUUGGUCCUGGAUAUGGCUUUGGAUAUGGCGUUUGGGUGCGGGAGUUCAGGGGCUGGCGUGGAUCGCGGGACGGAACGCAUGGUCGAAUCGUUAUGGACUAAUGCGUGCACUGGUUGGGGCGGCGCUGGAGGGGAUCGGAGUGUAUGCAUGCAUGCUUUCAACACGAUAUACCGCGCAUGAUUCAUUGAUUGACUGAUUGGCUAACUGGGUUCGGUAUCGAGAGCCGCAUGUGUGCGUGUUCAUGAAUUGGAUUACGAACUUCACGUUGAAGGACUUUGGAUGAUUUGCCCGAUGUUUGCAGUGGGUGUGUGUGGAGUUUGCACGCUGGAAUAGGGAGGUGUUUGUGAGGAGAGGUGUUUUUGGGAUAUAUAAGACAGG
This is a messenger RNA of Dothidotthia symphoricarpi CBS 119687, 4665 nucleotides long. Its product is annotated as condensin subunit Cut3. Gene Ontology annotation, biological process: mitotic chromosome condensation. The record is from RefSeq and is a predicted model, not a curated record. Gene Ontology annotation, molecular function: ATP binding; protein binding; ATP hydrolysis activity. Lineage: Eukaryota; Fungi; Ascomycota; Dothideomycetes; Pleosporales; Dothidotthiaceae. Gene Ontology annotation, cellular component: chromosome. The transcript is spliced from 8 exons. The coding region runs from base 1 to 4263 and encodes 1420 amino acids.